This is a messenger RNA of Limanda limanda (common dab), 2865 nucleotides long. RefSeq names its product ddb1 and cul4 associated factor 11 (gene dcaf11). NCBI's taxonomy places the organism in Eukaryota, Metazoa, Chordata, Actinopteri, Pleuronectiformes, Pleuronectidae. The transcript is spliced from 15 exons. The record is from RefSeq and is a predicted model, not a curated record. Gene Ontology annotation, molecular function: protein binding. The coding region runs from base 194 to 1843 and encodes 549 amino acids. Gene Ontology annotation, cellular component: Cul4-RING E3 ubiquitin ligase complex. Gene Ontology annotation, biological process: proteasome-mediated ubiquitin-dependent protein catabolic process.
UGGCGGCCGUCGGAGCGGCCCAGCGAGCGGACUGAUCCCGCACCGAGCUGUCACACCCGCAGCUCCCGGGGGCGAACACCUCGUCGCUGUCCGAGUCGCACCGGACCCGAGCGGUUCUCCCGGUACCGACCCACGACGAGCUGGACCGACGUGCUGCCGAGAGGACACGCAGACACACGGCCCUCCUCGGUCUAUGGGCUCUCAGUCCAGUUCUGGGAUGUCUGGUGGAAGGAGCUCCUCCAGUGACAACCCAGCGGAGCGGUCCGAAGCAGCAGAGCCGAACCGGAGCCGCAGGACGGCGGACAGACAGUCAGCAGCAGCAGCACCUUCAUCACCAUCAUCAUCAGCAGCAGCAGCACCACCAUCAUCAUCAUCAGCACCAGAGGAGGACGUCGACCUAGCUGAAGUGCUGGCUUACCUACUGAGGAGGGGCCAGGUCAGACUGGUCCAUGGCAGUGGAGCCACAGGGCUGCAGCUGGUCCAGUCGUACUCUGACUCUGACGAGGACAGCGAUGGAGCCUGGGAGGGUCGGCUGGGAGACCGCUACAACCCGCCAGUGGACACCCAGCCGGACACACAUGAAGUGGACCUCAGCGAGAUCCGAACUCAGAUCCUGCUGGCCACAGCCUCGUCCACCCAGAAAGGCCGACAGGGCUUCACACACAUGCUAGCAGAGAGGGAAAAAGGCAGAUGUAAAGGCUCCAGUUUUUCUCACGGGGAGUGCAGUCGUAUCCGCACACAUUUCUUGCCAAACCAUGUGUCCCACAAGGACACAUACCAGCAGAAAGCUUUCUGUGGAGUGUACAGCGAGGAGGGCAACAUGUUCCUCUCUGCCUGCCAAGACCAGAACAUCCGCCUGUACGACACCACCAAGGGGCGUUUUAAACUGCUGCGGACGGUGAGGGCUCGAGAUGUAGGCUGGAGCGUGCUGGACGUCUGCUUCACUCCCGACGCGCAGCAUGUGCUCUACUCCAGCUGGUCUGAUUACAUUCAUUUGUGCAGUAUAGAUGGCGACAGUGAAAACCACACCUCCCUGGACCUCAAUCCAGAUGAGAGGAGGUUCUGUGUGUUCUCCCUAGCAGCCUCCACAGAUGGCAAAGAGAUCCUAGGAGGAGCAAACGACGGCUGCCUGUAUGUUUUUGACCUUGAGCAGAAUAAACGAACGUUGAAGAUUGAUGCCCAUGAGGAUGACGUGAACGCAGUUGCAUUCGCUGACGGCUCGUCCCAGCUGCUCUUCUCUGGCAGCGACGACGCACUAUGCAAGGUGUGGGACAGACGGACGCUGCGGGAGGACAGACCGCAGCCUGUCGGAGAGCUGGCCGGACACCGAGACGGCAUCACCUUCAUCCACAGCAAGGGUGAUGCACGCUAUCUGAUCAGCAACUCCAAGGACCAGUCCAUCAAGCUCUGGGACGUCAGAAAGUUCUCACCCAAAGAGGGCUUGGCAGCGUCCCGACUGGCUGUCACCCAACAAAACUGGGAUUACCGCUGGCAGCAGGUUCCCCAGAGAGCCCUGAGGAGACACAAGCUGACAGGCGACACAUCGGUGAUGACCUAUCGUGGUCACGGCGUGCUGCACACCCUCAUCCGUAGCCGCUUCUCACCGGAGUUCACCACCGGGCAGAGGUUCAUCUACUCCGGCUGCUCAACCGGAAAGAUCGUCAUUUAUGACGUCCUGACGGGCACCGUGGUUUCAAGACUGUCGGGUCAUGACGCCUGCGUGAGGGACGUCAGCUGGCAUCCAUACGAGGACACCAUCAUCAGCAGCUCGUGGGACGGAGCAGUGCGAAUGUGGGAGCACAGACAAACGCAUCCUCUAGAGGAGGAGAGAGAGCGGGUCUGACGGCUAGAGGAAAGAGACAAAAAGGAAAAGAUGUCGGGGGAAGAGACAUCACCACAGACGGAGAGACUGAACAGAGGCCGACGAUAAACCCAGAGGGACUGGGAGAGACUUUAAAUAUCUUCUAAAGUUAAUGCUGGAUAUUAAUGAUUCCAAUUAUAGCGUGGAUGUGAAGUGAUCAGUUGGAAAGCACCAUAGCCUUGACAUUGUAACGGUCAGGUUAGAGGGACACCGAGGACAACCUGCUUCUGUUUGUUUGGUUUUCUUAUGUUUUUUGACUCACUUGUUGUGAACAGAGUAAACAGGCCAAACAUUUUUCAUUUGGCCUGAAACUCUGAAAAAUGUGCUGAAGCUGGGAAAAAAAGCUACACAGCACUUAUUAAUAAUGAGCUGUUGAAAAGUAAUGGUAAGCUAGUUCAAUGUCAAAUCAAUGUUGGAUUUUGCAGGGAGCAACCGAGAAGAAUGAUUCUGUAUAAAUGUAAAGUACUUUAAUGGUAUGUGCAUUCAGGGAGUGUAUUUAGAUUGUUGUUAGUGCUGAUUUGACUUUGCUUCAGAGAUUCCACAUGUAAAAAAACAUAUUGUAUAUGAAAAUAUGGAAACAAUCCACCUACAAUAAACCUAUCAUGUCGUUUUUGUAAACCCGGUGGUCACCAGGCCCGCCCGAAUACACUGUUAGUUUACAGUCAACCUCACGGUAAUGUUAGUCCUCUUUAAAGAUGUCUUAAAGUGGAAAGCAGCUCCUGUAUUUAAACACAGCACCGGUCUUGAGCACUCAACUCUGUAAACACCAGCCCUGAGCCAAAAAAAAACAAUUGUUGGCCAAUAUAAGCCUGUGAUCUGCUCAGAAAAGGUUUGAAUGUGUGUAAUAAUGUGUUACAGACAGAAAUAGGGGACAGGGGAUAUGAGUGUGGAUUAAAACAUACACACUCACUCGUUUAUGCAAUUUUCAGGUGUUUAUAUCAAAGCCCAUAUUUCUCUCUCUGACCGUUGUUUUACAGUUACAAUAAAAUCUUUAUUUAAAUGUG